This is a messenger RNA of Manihot esculenta (cassava), 5449 nucleotides long. RefSeq names its product putative 1-phosphatidylinositol-3-phosphate 5-kinase FAB1D. Gene Ontology annotation, molecular function: 1-phosphatidylinositol-3-phosphate 5-kinase activity; ATP binding. The coding region runs from base 266 to 5185 and encodes 1639 amino acids. The record is from RefSeq and is a predicted model, not a curated record. Gene Ontology annotation, biological process: phosphatidylinositol phosphate biosynthetic process. The transcript has 13 exons. Lineage: Eukaryota; Viridiplantae; Streptophyta; Magnoliopsida; Malpighiales; Euphorbiaceae. Gene Ontology annotation, cellular component: endosome membrane.
AGGCUUCUCUCUCCUUCUCCAUUCUUCCCUCUACUUACUGUCAUUAAGACUUCAAAAAAAUGAUUUUUUUGCUUAUACGGAUCAAAAAAAUUUGAAAAAAAGCAGAGAUUUCUUAGUUCUGCAAUGUUACUUUUGUUAAUGAAAGAUUGAGAUUUGAUGGGUAGGUAGCAAUUUGCUUAGCCCAAUCAAAAAUAUCAAAUCUUUGUUGCUUUGGAUUGCUUUUACAGUGAUCUAGAGCAAGUUGCUUUACAGUUUUCUGCUUUGGAUGUAUAGCAUGUGUCACUAUUGUGGUGCGCAACUACCAAAAUCAGAGGAUGAAAAGAGAAAACCAGUUAAUGCAAAUUCUUUAAAAUUAAAUGGUGAUGGGCACAAUUGGUCUUGUAGAUUUUGUCGGGAGAAGCAAGAACAAGGAUAUCUAAAGGGGGAUGGUUGGAGUCUUGCAUCACCAAUGAUCAGUCCAACAACUUCAUUGUCUAGUACUGACAGAUCUGUCUCAAGCUGCAGUGAUUUGUCAGUUGAUAUAAACUCAUAUGACCGGGGGAGUCAUGAGGAAGGUGGACUACACAGAGUUCAGGAGGAUGUAAGUUUUGGGCUCAGUGGCCAACUGCAUAAACCAAGAUUGGAAGCUCCAGUAAAUGGAUUACACAGAUCAUAUGAAAUGACAGAAAACAAUUUGGUGGAAAGCCAUAAUGGUAGAGACAGGGAGAUUGUGAGAGACAUUGAUAUAAUGCAAACUGCUAACGGACAAGAAACACAAGAACCAAAAGAUAAUUCCUUGCAGAAUCCUGUUGAAUCCUUUGAUGAAGGAAGUGGGGCUUCCUGUUCUGGUGGUGAUGAAAUCAAUGCCCAGGUUUGGGACCCUCCAGAAGCAGAGGACCCAGAAGAUGACCUGGAGGAUAGUGUGGCUCGUAAUGAUGAUGAUGAUGAUGAAUGUGGUGAUGGCACAAAAUGGGGCAAGCCAAGUUCUUUGAGUUGCUGCAGGGAUGAAGAGAGUGGGAGCUUCAGGUUCAAAGAAGACAAACAAAAAACAAUGGAGGAGGUUGCAAAUGGGAAGUUUAAGGCCAUUGUCAGACAACUUCUUAAGAAUGCAAAUGUUGCCACUAUGGUGAAAGAUUUUGAAAGUUGGGUGGAUAUAGUUAGCGUUUUAUCAUGGGAAGCUGCUUCAUUUUUGAAGCCUGAUGCAAUUGAUGGAAAAAGAAUGGAUCCAGAUGGCUAUGUGAAAGUGAAAUGCAUUGCAACAGGCUCUCGUAAUGAAAGUCAACUAGUCAAGGGCUUAGUCUUCAAAAAGCGCGCUGCUCACAAGCACAUGCCAACUAAUUACAAGAAUCCAAGGUUGUUGCUAAUCCGGGGAGUGCUUGGUCAGUCUUCAAGUGGGUUAUCAUCAUUUAAAUCAAUGGAUCUGGAAAAGGACAAUCUGAAAUCACUUAUGGACAUGAUAGAAAUGUGCCAUCCAAAUGUGGUUUUAGUAGAAAAGUCUGUCUCUCGUGAUCUCCAAGAGUCGAUACUUGCAAAGGGAAUCACAUUAGUUUAUGAUAUGAAGCUCCAUCGCCUAGAAAGAGUUGCUCGUUGUACUGGUUCACCAAUUUUAUCAUCUGAGACUUUGGCGGGUCAAAAGUUAAAGCAAUGUGAUUCCUUUCAUAUUGAAAAGUUUGUGGAGGAACAUGCUGGGUUAGGUGAAGGGGGAAAGAAACCAAGUAAGACAUUGAUGUUCAUUGAGGGUUGUCCUACACGUCUGGGUUGCACAAUUUUGUUGAAAGGAAGUAAUAGUGACGAAUUGAAGGGGAUCAAAUAUGUGGUGCAGAUUGCAGUCAUCAUGGCAUAUCAUUUAAUUCUCGAGACUUCAUUUCUUUUUGACUGGAAAAAAAUGUUGUCAGCUGUUAUGUUACCUGGGGCAAGGGAUCACUACUCAUCUGUUUUAGAAAAUGCAGAUUCAAGAAUUUCUUCUCCAAAGGAGUCUGUUGCUGAAACUGGGCCCGUUACUGUUGAUAUUCCCAUUUCUAAUGGAUACCACGUGGAAGAUUCCCACAAUUUAGACAUGGGAUUAGUAGGAAAUUCCAUGUCUUAUGUACCAUACAAUCCUGUAAUUUUUUCUGGGUUCUCAUCUCUUUCAGCCUCUCUUAAGAAAGUUAUAGGGGACAGUUUCCCUCUUGCCUCCUCUACGCCAUAUCAGUCCCUCGCUAGUUACUUUGGUUUGAAUGGAAAAGAAGCUAAUGAUCAAAGUAUAGAAGAGGUUCCGGUUAUUGAAACUUUGGAAGCUUCCAACCAUUGUGAUAUGGAAUCUAAGGAUGGUUUGGAUGAAGUGAAACCACUUGAUGAUGGAGAACGUCAGUCAUUGAGUUGUUCUAAACCUGUUGACGGAGGAAAUGAUGUUGAUGUUGACAAUAAAUACCGAGGUCAGAAUAAGGAUGAUGUCAAUGUUGUGUCUGAUUCUCAAAGUAUUUUGGUUUUGAUAUCAAGCCGGAAUGCUUUAAGAGGGACUAUAUGUGAGCAAAGCCAUUUUUCUCAUAUCAUGUUCUACAGGCAUUUUGACUUUCCUCUUGGCAAGUUUCUUUGGGAUAAUUUACUCAAUCAGAGAUGCCAGUGCACCACUUGUGGUGAAUUGCCAGAAGCUCACUUCUACUAUUAUGCACACCACAAUAAGCAGCUUACAAUACGAGUUAAACGGCUUUUGAAGCCUUUGCCUGGAGAAGCAGAAGGAAAACUUUGGAUGUGGAGCCGCUGUGGUAAAUGUAAACAUCAGAAUGGAGUAAGCAAAUGUACAAAAAGAGUCUUGAUUUCCACUGCUGCACGUUGUCUGUCUUUUGGAAAAUUCUUGGAGCUCAGCUUUUCUCAGCACACUUCAUUUGGUAGAUCUGCCUGUGGCCAUUCUCUGGAGAGAGACUUCCUAUACUUCUUUGGAUUGGGCCAACUGGCAGCAAUGUUCAAAUACUCUCCAGUUACAACUUACACUGUGUCUCUUCCACCUCAGAAGCUGGAGUUCAGCCAUUCAAUUAGAUAUGAAGGGCUCAUGAGAGAAUUUGAAAAUGUGUAUACGAAGGGGAGAUUACUUUUUAGUGGUAUUACAGACACUUUGAACAAGUUAAGAUCUCAAUUUGAAGGCUCUAAUCUUAACCUUCGAGGGCCAUCAAAAGAAUUCUCUGAUAUUGAAGACAUGCUAAAGCAGGAAAUUUAUGAGUUCGAGGCUACCGUUAACAACGCUUUUGAUAAGAAUGGGAAUACAAAUAAGGAUAAUUACCAGUUCCUUAGCAUAAACCGAUUGUUAUGGGAACUUCUUCUGGAAUCAUGGGUUUGGGAACAGCGGCUGCACUCACUACUCUCACCUGAUCAUUCUUUGGUUCGUGCUGGUGCUAUUGAGAAAACAGUGGACAACCAAGUGAAGUCAAAUAUGGGUGGCGCCACUCAUGAAAGAAAUGAAGGGGAUGAAACUGUUCUGGAAAACAGUAGUCAUGAGUCGAAAGAUAUGUUGGGUAAUUCUGUUGAAGCAAAUGGAUUUAUAAUAAAAGAAAAUUCACUUGAUGGUGCUCGUGCUGAAGAUCAUCUACCUAGCUCAUCUCCUCCUACUGAAGAUGUUGAGAGGUCAAACAUGGAUGAUUUACACCAGGCGGAAAAUAUAGCUUUGUCCAGGGACUUAGAAGUGGAAAGGACCAUUCCAAUUGCCUCGGAUGUUGGAAACAGUAACUCUGUAAUUGAUUCAGAUGAAUCUAGAAAGGGUACAUCUCUGCACUCAGUAGUAUCCAGUUUAGAAAACUCUAACGGAUGGUUCUGGAUGCCAUUUUCAGAAAUCCGACAGAUUUACAUGGAGGAUCUUGAGAGAGGUUUCAUGCCUAAAUUUCAGUCAGUUAGUAGCUAUGUACAGGAACACAUAUCUGUAGCCUACAAACUAAUCAGUGAGGAAGGACCACGGCUGCACAUCCCUCUUGGACCUGAUAAUUAUAUUGUGAGAGACUAUGAUGGUGAACUAUCUAGCAUAAUUGCUUGUGCUCUGGCAGUUCUGAAAGACGCACCUCUUUCAUUGGAGUUCUUUAGUGACGAUGGUCAGAAAGAGGGUGGGAUCUCUGCUAAAUCAACUGAUAGCUUAUAUAUCUCAUCUGUAUUUCCCAACAAAGUUUCCUCACAUUGGUCUUCAAAUAGUUCUUCUGAUUCAGAUUCUUUCCAGCCUACAUUAAGUGUUUCUCCAGAAGAGUCACGCUUGUCCAGCUUUGAUGGGUUCAAUUUGUUGGAGUCUCUGAUUCCUCCUGAGAAUGUUAGCCCCGAAGUCUCACUUGGGAUUACGAAGUCACUUGGAAAGGGUAAAUAUUCAGUAAUAUGUUUAUAUGCAAAACAGUUCCGUGAUCUUCGGAGUUGUUGCUGCCGAUCUGAGGUAGAUUAUAUUGCUUCUCUUAGCCGCUGUAGAAACUGGGAUGCUAAAGGUGGAAAGAGCAAAUCCUUUUUCGCUAAAACACUUGAUGAGAGGUUCAUUAUUAAGGAAAUCAAGAAGACAGAAUUCGAGUCAUUUGUUAAGUUUGCUCCUGAUUACUUCAAGUACAUGAAGGAGUCAUUUGAGUUGGGGAACCAAACUUGUCUAGCUAAAGUGCUUGGGAUCUAUCAGGUGAUCAUUAGACAGACAAAAAAUGGGAAAGAGAUGAGGCAUGAUCUGAUGGUCAUGGAGAAUCUUUCCUUCGGUCGAAAUAUUACUCGUCAAUAUGAUCUUAAAGGUGCUCUGUAUGCUAGAUACAAUUCAGCUGGUGAUGGUUUGGGAGAUGUUCUAUUAGAUCAAAACUUCGUCAACGAUAUGAAUUCCUCUCCACUAUAUGUUAGUAAUAAAGCAAAGCGCCUUCUGCAACGCGCAGUUUGGAAUGACACGACUUUCCUUAAUUCGAUCAAUGUAAUGGAUUAUUCUUUACUUGUUGGGGUAGACACCGAGCGACGAGAACUUGUAUGUGGGAUAAUUGAUUAUCUUAGGCAGUAUACCUGGGACAAGCAACUGGAAACGUGGGUGAAAUCUUCCCUUGUUGUUCCGAAGAAUGUGUUGCCGACGGUCAUCUCUCCAAAAGAGUACAAGAAGAGGUUCAGAAAGUUUAUGUCUAAACAUUUCAUGUGUGUUCCAGACGACUGGUGCUUGCAGAGAUCCUGCGACGCUUGUCAACUUUGCGGCGUCAGUGAAACUGGUUCUUCUCAAACAAAGCCUCAAAGCAAGGAUGAUUAAAUGGGUUUUUCUUUUUCUUCAGUAGUUGAUGUUUGCAUGGUGCAUGAUUUUUACUGUAAAUAGAACUGCGUUAUAGUUCUAAUUAUAUAGUUAGGCCCCAUUAUUUAGCGAUUUUUAGCAGAUUUAUGGGGAUAGUUUUGCACGUUUAGGCCUGUGUUUGAUCAGCCUGAAAUGCUUGUGAAUUUUGUAAAUCACAUUGAGAAAGUGUAGAGAGCCGCCAACUGGCUAUUUAUAUCGACCAAAAUAUGCAGCUACUUUAUAAUA